This is a messenger RNA of Leishmania mexicana MHOM/GT/2001/U1103, 2547 nucleotides long. RefSeq lists its product as hypothetical. The coding region runs from base 1 to 2547 and encodes 848 amino acids. Gene Ontology annotation, molecular function: zinc ion binding. The record is from RefSeq and is a predicted model, not a curated record. NCBI's taxonomy places the organism in Eukaryota, Euglenozoa, Kinetoplastea, Trypanosomatida, Trypanosomatidae. The transcript has a single exon.
AUGGCCAAACGCACCGUUAGCAAGUUGGCGGUAGGGGUAGACCAUAGCGGAAAAACCACCGUUCCCGAUGCGUCCGUUUGUAGUUCGACUGUGGCCGACGAAGAUGCAUCCCAAAAUCGCCCCGCCACUGCGCUGGCUCUUUGCGAGGAGAUGACCUCGACGAAGGCAGCGGCAGAGGGGGCGCCAAACGCACCCCUAUCGUGGCAGUUUCUGUGCCCGCUCUGCAGUGCGGUGGAUCUUGUAGAUCCGGUAGACCUACACGAGCCAGUGAAGGGCACAAUGUCGCCUUCCUCGCUCCAUUCCACAUUUGUUGAUGAGUCAUUUCACUGUCUUGCCUGCCGUGCGUGUGUGGAGCAGUGGCUAUCAGCGGUGCGCGCUUUCAGUGAGAACCAGUCCGAAACGAUAGACCACACCGGCGGCACCACUGGCGCCGCCACCUUUUCACCUCUGUCGGCCUCUGCGCGUGACUGCGCACCUCUCCUUGCGUGCCCAUUGUGCAAUACGAUGUGCGACGCAACAAUUUUGUCGCCGUCUGACCCGAUCGGCGGCGUUGCACGUGUCCUGGAUGCGAGUGCGGUGCGCAACAGCUACACUGGAUCUCAGCCCCUUUCCUGCACCACGAAGACUGGUAGCUGUGUGGGGCCCCCGAGCGCACCCGCCGCAUCCGCGUCGCCUUUCUGCUCCAUUUGUGAGGAGGCAAAGGUGAUGUGUGUGUGCCUGCAGUGCGACUUCGGCAUGUGUGACGCCUGCCACAGAGCCACACACGCGAAAGGUGGGUUUAGGCAGCACGCAGUGCUGAGCUGUGAACAGGCACGCCGGCGUGGCCACCAGAGGUGCGCGCAGCAUGCCGGCAUGGCGCUGGAUCUGUUCUGCGACACGUGCUCAACGUGUGUGUGCGUGACGUGCUGCUUCGGUGGGGCUCAUCGCGGACACGAAGUGUUCCCGCUCGCUGACGUCGCGGCACGCGCUGCCGCUGCGUUGACCGAUCACUCCAUGAAACUUGUGACGUUGCAGCGCGACGCCGAUGCGACCGGCAUGCAAUUAGAGUCACUGUGGCCUGCGUACGAGGCCAAGGUGAAUGACGUCCGCACCGAAAUCCAGCAGUGCUUCUCCAGUCUGCGCCAUGUUUUGCAGGAGCGGGAGGACGCGUUACUGUCGCGACUCGGCGAGGUGUCGGCGGUGGUCGGUCGCCGCUCGUCGAGGCUCAGGAGUGCCAUGCACGCCAUCAGCAGCCUCCUCGGCAGCACUGGCGAACGCCUGCGACGUCUGCCGGGGUCGGUGAGCCCUUCCACGCUGAUGCGCAUUUUUGGCACAGUGCAAGAGCAGCAGCAGUGGGUUUCCCGUGUUUCUGCGCGUGUAAUCGAGGAGGCCACCGCCGUUGCCGAGGGCUGGAGCUAUCACGUGUGCAGUGACGGCGCAAACGGGUGUCGCAUGGCAUCCUUUGUGGUGCUCAACUCCGACACCCCGAAUGCUGAUGGCCUAAGGCAGUACAAACGUGUACUCGCCGACCUCGGCCACCUUGACGCCUCGGCUGAUGCGCAGCUGCCACUAGCUGAGCAAGGGAGCGCGGGCUCCGUAGAGACGGCAAAAGGGCACGGCAACAGAGAGGAGGAGAGCGCGGCGCAGCACCUCUGGGGAGGCAUGGUGGAAGAAUACACGGAACCCACCGAUGGUCUCACGAACAGCGCGCCCGUUGCCCUUUGUGGUGACAGCGACUCUAACUCUGGCGCAGUGGCCAAGGGCGGGGAGGGAGAGGAGACGCUGCUUGUCCGUCCAUCGCACAUCGACCCUGCCACCCCUUUGUUACCAGGGCAAACGGCAGCUUCGAAGUCGAGAGAAGUCUCCAUGGCCUAUCGCGGCAGAGACUGUGGUGAAUCCCGGCAAAGCAGCAGGAGCGUUUCCACGCUGCAGUGGCAGCCCAGACGACCGCAUCUCUUCUCGAUCGGCGCAUCCAGUCAAUCCACCCACGGUCCGCUUCUGGCGUACGAGCUAAAUGUGGAUUCCUCAGUGAAGGGCGCGGGCCCCGGGACGGGGUCCGCCGUUGAUGCUACUACCGCUUGUGGGACGGCAAGCCUGGAUGGCGUCGCCUCCAUGUGGGGUGGUGUGAAGCAGGACCUGUGGGAGGUGGGUGACUGUGGCAGCUCUGCAGCGGAGCGUGGCGCCCUGGGGUGCCACAAACCGGGGUGCGCAGCUGCAGCACGAGGUGUGCGAGACACAAUGCCGUUUCGCGUCUCCCUUCCUCCGCGGCGUAUUGAAAGUCAUGAUCGCGCAGACGACGAUGACUGCUCUGUUAGAGAGGCUGACGACCAGCUGCCGUGGCGCGCUCUUAAGCUGCACCACAGUAGCAGUGUCCAGGAUGGCGUCCGGUCCACUGCGACGUCGUUGCCUCGCCAUGGCUCCACGGCGCGGCUUCAAUACCUCACAGAGUUGGAUCUGCGAAAGCCAAGCGAGGUCGCGCACGAGGCGCAGGACUCGCGUCUCUUUGCUUCAAAGCAGGGCCGAGCAGAGUCUCAACGACGAACCACUGGCCUGCAGCUUGAGCUGUAG